GGCUGAAUCGUCACGCCAACGCCGUUCAGGAUGAGCUGGAGGACCGCGCGACACCUCAAGAGGAGGAGGGAGACUUUCCCGUUUGUGGAUCAGUCUUCAGGUACCACCAUCACUGUAGAUAUCGCUGUUAUGGGCGAAGCUCAUGGUCUCAUCACGGAUCUCUUAGCUGAGCCAUCGUUACCGCCACACGUAUGCACUUCCCUGAGGGCGGUCAGCAACCUACUGAGCACGCAGCUCAACUUCCAGCCCAUCCACAAGGCCAGGGUGAACCCCCUUGUCACCUUCAGUGAGAACUCUGCAUGUUCCGACUCCGAGGAGGGCUCUGAGAAGGGGGAGAAGAUGACUAUACCAAAGAGGUUACGGAGAAGUCUUCCAUCGGGACUAUUACGCCGAGUUUCUUCAACCUGGACCACAACCACCUCCGCCACUGGAUUACCGACCCUUGAACCGGCGCCGGUGAGGCGAGACCGCAGCGGAAGUAUUAAGCCUACCGACACAACUUGCUCGAGCGGCGGUUCCGACUCGUGGAACAACAACCUUCUGGGGAACAUCAGUAAAAGCCGCUCCUUCUCCACCCCGUUCGUUGUGUCUAAUGUCAAUCACCUGAAUUCCAAACGAAGGCAAGGUAUCCCACCCUCCAUCUCUCCGCUCAGCUCCCCGUGUCACUCCCCGAGUUACGGCACGCCGGUGCCCAGCCCCACGAUAAAGACAUUGCCGGUGCAGUUCACAGAUUCCGAGGGCAGCCGCCUCGGCCUGAACCCACACAAAGCCUUAACGUGUUCCAGGAGUGCGCCGGAAAUUCCCGAGCCCGUCCCUGAAGACACCACCGCUGUAUGUAGCAGUUGUGGGCGGCCGUACAGCCAGGUAAAUCCAGCGGAGAGGACAGCAGACACAAAUGACAUAACGCACUCUCAGAGCCGUGCAGAUGACCCGGCUCACACCACGUCAGACUAUGACAGCACACAUGAAACCAACAACAGCGACAGUAGCGACAUUGUACAGAACGAUGACGAGGGAGAAGGGACGCAGUCCAGGAAAGGCUCCGUCUGCCGAACGUAUCGACCGGACAACAUUGACCUCCACGCACUAAUAACAUCAACCGAGGACAAGCCCAUCCUGGCCCCAGAGCCACUCAUCAUGGACAAUGUAGAUGACCUUAUGGGGGAAGUCAACAACUGGAACUUCCCCAUAUUUGACCUGGUGGAGAUGACGGGUCAGAGCUGCGGCCGAAUCCUCAGCCAGACGUCGUAUCGACUCUUCGAUGACAUGAAUCUUCUGCAGACAUUUAAAAUCCCCCUGAAGGAAUUCAUGAACUAUUUUCACGCCUUGGAGAACGGCUACCGAGACAUUCCGUAUCACAACAGGAUCCACGCCACUGACGUGUUACAUGCAGUCUGGUACCUCAGUACCCAGGCCAUCCCGGGUCUGCACAACGCCGUCAACGAUCAUGGCUCAGCCAGCGAUUCAGAUUCAGACAGCGGCAUCACGCAUGGACACAUGGGUUACACUUUCUCCAAGAUGUACAAUCCUUCAGAAGAAACAUACGGCUGUUUGUCAGGGAACAUUCCGUCCUUGGAGCUCAUGGCUCUGUAUGUAGCGGCAGCCAUGCACGACUACGACCACCCAGGAAGAACCAAUGCCUUCCUUGUGGCAACCAGUGCACCGCAGGCAGUGCUCUAUAAUGACCGGUCGGUUCUGGAGAAUCACCAUGCGGCUGCGGCAUGGAAUCUCUUCCUGUCACGGCCGGAAUAUAAUUUUUUAAUCAAUUUAGAUCACAUGGAGUUCAAGCGGUUCCGGUUCCUGGUGAUCGAGGCAAUUCUCGCCACCGACCUGAAGAAACACUUCGAUUUCCUGGCAGAGUUCAAUGCAAAGGUGAACGAGGAGGUGGGGCCAGGGAUUGACUGGUCCAAUGAGAAUGACCGAUUGCUGGUCUGUCAGAUGUGCAUUAAGCUGGCUGACAUCAACGGACCCGCCAAAUGUAAAGAUUUACAUCUGAAGUGGACGGAGGGGAUCGUCAACGAGUUCUACGAGCAGGGGGAUGAAGAGGCGAGCCUCGGCCUCCCCAUCAGCCCGUUCAUGGACCGCUCGGCCCCUCAGUUAGCCAAACUUCAGGAAUCGUUCAUAACUCACAUUGUGGGGCCUUUAUGUAACUCGUAUGACUCGGCGGGUCUUAUGCCGGGGAAAUGGUUUGAAGACAGUGAUGAGUCUGAGGAUACAGAUGAACUAGAUGAAGAUACGGAUACUACAGAGGAGGAAACGUCUGAAGCCUCAGAAACGAUAACAAGUAUGUCCUCUCAGAUCUUCUGUUGUUUCAGAGAUGCCUUUAGGGGGAAAAAUUCAGGGAAGGAAAAGAAAAAGUGCAAAAGAAAAAUCUACUGUGAGAUUACACAUCACUUGAUGGAGAACCACAAAAUGUGGAAGAAAGUGAUCGAAGAGGAGCAGAAGACGGAGGCCGUAGAGAAGGAGCCAACGUCGGAGCCAAUCCAGGCCAUCCGGGAGGAGGAGGAAGUCAACGCCAAACAGGAGAACUCGGACGCCGUAACGGACGAGUGAGCGCUGCCGCCAUUGCCGCAGCAGCAGACUCUAAACGACGCCGCUCUCUCCAGCCAGCACAAAGCUUAGACACGACACUGUAGAGAUGACGACCAUGUGCCUCCACCCGUUUCUUGUGUUUUUCUAUAUACACGGGGAGAUCCUUUUUCCGAUCUCGUUAUACUCAAGGACGCUACGGCACUGCUGCGCGACCGUCUCCAGAGACUAGACGCAAGGGACUGCCAGGAGACGGCGGGACAGCCGCACAUUUCAGAAAUCUAUAUUUAAUACCUAUAUACCUAUGUAUGUUUCUUUUUAUUAAACACACACCUGCAGGAGAAGUGUGGGGACGUAUAUAUAUAUGUAGCUGUACAUAUAUAUAUAUAUCUACAGUCACUGUGAACAAAAUGAUGUCUAGACUUAAAUAGUGCU
This is a messenger RNA of Nanorana parkeri, 2964 nucleotides long. RefSeq names its product phosphodiesterase 3A (gene PDE3A). Bases 31 to 2553 code for a protein of 840 amino acids. The transcript has 15 exons. Gene Ontology annotation, molecular function: 3',5'-cyclic-AMP phosphodiesterase activity. The record is from RefSeq and is a predicted model, not a curated record. NCBI's taxonomy places the organism in Eukaryota, Metazoa, Chordata, Amphibia, Anura, Dicroglossidae. Gene Ontology annotation, cellular component: cytosol. Gene Ontology annotation, biological process: oocyte maturation; positive regulation of oocyte development.